AUAAUCGAGAUAUGGAGAGCAGGAUCAAGAGGAUUCUUGGGAGGUUGGAAGAUCUUGAAAAACACAAGGAUGUCCUUAGACUUAAAGAGAGUCCUGUUGGUGAGAGAUCAUCGCUGAGGUUACCUUCAACAUCUCUGGUAGAAGAGUCUGAAGUUUAUGGCAGAGACAAAGAGAAGGAUCAUAUAAUCAACUUGUUGUUAUCAAAUGAUGAAGGCGGCAGCAGCAGUAAGAUAGGGGUGAUUCCAAUUGUGGGCAUGGGUGGGAUUGGAAAAACCACCCUUGCUCAACUAGUUUACAACGAUAAAAAGGUUGUUGAGUGCUUUGAUUUUAUGGCAUGGGUCUGCGUUUCUGAACAAUUUGGUGUGUUUAGCAUAACAAAAACGUUGCUUCAAUCGUCUUCUUCUUUUGAGGAUAAAGUGACGGACCUGAAUUUGCUUCAAGUUAAGUUGAAAGAGAAGCUAACGGGAAAGAAGUUUUUGGUUGUCUUAGAUGACGUAUGGAAUGAGAAGCCGGCUGAUUGGGAUAUCAUGAGUCUACCUUUCAAAGCUGGGGCUCAAGGAAGCAAGAUAAUUGUGACAACAAGAAUUGAAAAUGUUGCUUUUAUCAUGGGAACAUUUCCGACUCUUCAUAUUGGGGAAUUAACAGAGGAAGAUUGUUGGCAGUUGUUUGCUAAGCAUGCAUCUGGCAAUGCUGACAUUACUUCAUAUCCAGACUUAGAAACAAUUGGCAAAGAAAUUGUUAAGAAAUGCAAAGGCUUGCCAUUAGCUGCGAAAACACUUGGCGGCCUUUUGCGUUCAAAGUUGGAUGCCAAGGAAUGGGAAAACAUAUUAAAAAGUUCCAUUUGGGAGUUGAAGGAUGACCAGAGCAACAUUCUUCCAGCUUUGAGAUUGAGUUACCAUCAUCUCCCUUCACACUUAAAACGGUGCUUUGCUUAUUGUGAAGUAUUCCCCAAAGACUAUGAAUUUAAGAAGGAAGAUUUGGUCUUGUUAUGGAUGGCAGAAAAGCUUUUACCAAAUUCAAGUGUAGACAGGGGAAGUGAAGAAUGGGGUGAAGAGUUUUUUAAUGAUUCAGUAUCCAGAUCAUUUUUUCAGCCAUCAAGUACUCGUGUUGGUGCUUUUACAUUUGAAGCAAAAGAAAGAGAUGGAAACUUCUUCUUUGUGAUGCAUGAUUUGAUGAAUGAUUUGGCUAAAUUUGUAGCCAAGGAGUAUUGUUUACAACUAGAAAAUGGCAACUCAAGUGAGACCAUGAAGAAGGCGCGCUAUCUUGGAUAUAUUCCUGCACGGGAAGAUCCAUAUAAGAGAUUCAAGUUUGUUUCAACAGCAACUCAUUUGCGCACCUUUCUACCAAUAUUGCAUUAUCGACGCCGACACUAUAACGAGAUAUCUAUCAAAGUAGUAGAUGAUUUGCUGAAGUUGAGGUGUUUGAGAGUCUUUUCUUUGUGUGGGUAUCAAAAUGUCCAUCAGUUGCCCAAUUCGCUCGGUGAACAGAGACAUCUUCGCUUCCUAGACCUUUCGAACACAAGCAUCAGAAUGUUGCCAGAGUCAGUAAGCAUGCUUUCCAAUCUACAGACAUUGAAAUUACUUGGUUGUGAUGAUCUCCAAAAGUUGCCAAAGAAUAUGCAUCGUCUCAUUAACUUGAGACACCUUGAUGUCCGUUUAUGCGACAACCUAGUAGAGAUGCCAACGCAAAUAAGUAGAUUGAAAAGUCUCCGAAUAUUGAGCAAAUUCAUUGUGGGAAGAGAUAGUGGGACCAAGAUUGGAGAGCUGAAGGAACUUUCAGAUCUUCAUGGGGAACUUCACAUAAUGAAUUUAGAAAACGUUGUAAAUCCUAAGCAUGCUUUAGAGCAGGCAAAGCUGAUGGAUAAAAAUCAUCUUGAGACGUUGAAGUUGCAAUGGAACUACAAUGGUACUAAUGAUGAUCCAACCCAUGCGCGGGAUGUACUCGACAUGCUACUACCUAAUAGAACCUUGAAGAGGCUUGAGAUUUACCAAUACCCAGGCAAAGAAUUUUCAAAGUGGGUUGGGUGUGAUUCGUUUGCCAACAUUGCCUUUCUAGAGCUUUCCGAGUGUCGAAACUGCUCUUCACUGCCACCACUCGGGCAACUACCUUCCCUCAAAACUCUUCACAUUUCGGCAUUUGAUGAAGUUGUGAUUGUGGGUCCAGAAUUUUAUGGAAAUGCAAGUCAUGGGAAAGAGCCAUUUUCAUCAUUAGAAAUCUUAAAGUUGAGUAAUAUGUCAUCCUGGCAGAAAUGGAUUCCAAUGCAAGCUGAAAAUGAAGAUGGUGGGACUUUCAAAAAGCUAAAAGAACUUGAGAUUGACAACUGCGACAAGCUCAUUGGGGAUUUGCCUCGCUACCUUCCUUUGCUAACGAAGCUCACAAUUAGAUGUCAAGGUCAGCUUGCUUUUUCACUUCCAACAAUGCCAAGUGUCUGUGAUAUCGAUGUUUGUGGCCUUAGCAAUGAACUGGAAGUAAAAUCAUUCUUUGAGGCCUUGAAGCGCAUGGAAUCACGCCCUCAAAACUUGGAAAUUUCCAAUAUUUCUUCCUUGAUACCGGUUGGAUGUCUGCCAACUACUCUAGAAAAACUUGAUAUAAGUCACUCUGGGAAUUUAGAAUUUCUACUAGGCCACGUCCACGAGUCGCUUCAAGUUCUUAAGAUACGGGAUGGUAGUUAUUCCCUUGGGUCCUUCCUCCUUGAUUCUUUUCCCAAGCUCAGAGACCUUGAUAUUUCUGAUUCCGAAAGUCUAGAAUCCCUGACAGUGUCUAAUGGGUUAUGCCAGAACUUGACAUCUCUCAUGAUCGAGUCGUGCCCCAAUUUUGUAUCAUUUCCUAAAGGUGGAUUCCGUGCCCCCUGUCUCACUUCCCUUUAUUUUUUUCGGUGCAAGAAAUUGAAGUUGCUGCCGGAGAAAAUGUAUGACCUCCUCCCAUCUUUGCAAAUUAUAUUCAUUCAUGAUUGUCCAGAGAUGGAGUCUUUCCCUCAAGCUUGUUUGCCAUUUAGUUUGUCUACUCUUUCUAUUUGGUUUUGCGAUAAGCUCAUUGACUCCCGGGUGAAUUGGAAUUUGCAAAGGCUCCCCAAUCUUACACAAUUUAGUAUUUCCGGAUUUAAUGAAAAUGUGGAAUCCUUUCCCGAGGAAGGGCUACUGCCUACCACUACUACCGAUCUUUAUAUUGGACGAUUUCCACGUCUUAAAGCCCUGGACAAUAAUGGGCUUCAACAACUCACCUCCUUGAAACAUCUAGAGGUCUUCGACUGCCCUAAGUUGCUGACAAUCCCAGAAGAAGGGUUUCCGACCUCUCUUGAAAUAUUGGAAAUCUCUGAAUGCCCUCUGCUUGAGAAAAAAUGCAAAAGGGAUGAGGGUGAGUAUUGGAACAAAAUUGAUCGCAUCUUCUGCGUAGAAAUCAACUACGAGAUCAUUUCAUGAUUGUUUCAACGCAGACAAAUCCACGCCUUUCCCCCAAACAAGUUUUUGCUCAGAGAGAGCAAGAACUCAAGAAGAGGAAAUAAUAUUGGUGCAAAAAGUCCACUGGCAACGAUGUUCCACUAAAGCACUUGAAGAGAAUUUGACGUGUUGUGUAAGGUGGAAUGGUGAUGUGCACUGCAGCAGCUGAUAUGGCAUUUUUUUGGGGGGGGAAGCGGAAAUUUUCAAUUCAAAGUAUGGUUCCAUCCGUUGAGCAGAAAAUAUUGCUACAAAAUAACCUCGAGGAUUCUCCUAGCUGGCAGUGACUUAUAUUACACAUUCAGGAUCUCCCAUCCUAUAUCCGUUCAAGAAGAUGGAAGUCAAUACUGAAGCUUUGAACUGUCUUACAAAUCCUUCAAGUCAUAGGAGUGGCAAGCAAAGCUGCCAAUCCUUCUGCCAGAUCAAGUUUUCCUCAUUCAAUUAAUGCCUUGUGUCUAAUGCAAGCAGGCCUCUCAAGAUGGUGCAAAGGAGAACGGACUUCGCAACUUGAAAGAAUCAACGUUCUGAGUGCUGUGAGGCUAUUGCAGGCAGGACUUUCAUGUGGCUGCUCUUCAAGUUGCUCACAUUUGCCAUGUAAAACCUGUGUCACACACUUCGGCGAAUCACCCGUGAGAGCUGCAACGAAGUAGGGCAAUGAAAUCAAAUUGCCAACCAAGCUGUAUGUACUCUGUAGGAGGUAUCCGGCAAGGAAGCGUGUCAAGCUACUCCUAAAAUGAGGAGUGGUGGAUGACAUUUUGUGAUACCAAAUUGAGGAACCUUUCUAUCUCGACUCCAUGUAUUGCAGAAGAUGGUAGCCACACGAGGAAAAGCUACGAAAUUGAAACAAUUUUUUAUACUGUCUUAUAGAAGCACAAUAAGAUUCUUGAAGCCAUGAGUGCAAAGCCUCGAGUUAAAAGAAAGGUCUGCCACGAAAGGCACAGUUACGAGAUUGGUCAUUCGUAACAUAAAAUGGUCAAUGUUCUGAGAGCUAUGC
This is a messenger RNA of Morus notabilis, 4428 nucleotides long. Its product is annotated as putative disease resistance protein At3g14460. The record is from RefSeq and is a predicted model, not a curated record. Gene Ontology annotation, biological process: defense response to other organism. The transcript is spliced from 9 exons. Gene Ontology annotation, molecular function: ADP binding. NCBI's taxonomy places the organism in Eukaryota, Viridiplantae, Streptophyta, Magnoliopsida, Rosales, Moraceae. The coding region runs from base 12 to 3419 and encodes 1135 amino acids.